Molecule: messenger RNA, 1285 nt
Organism: Ricinus communis (castor bean)
Lineage: Eukaryota; Viridiplantae; Streptophyta; Magnoliopsida; Malpighiales; Euphorbiaceae
Product: bZIP transcription factor 60
Exons: 3
Coding region: 194-1114 (306 amino acids)
Biological process (GO): regulation of DNA-templated transcription
Molecular function (GO): DNA-binding transcription factor activity
Source: RefSeq, a predicted model, not a curated record
CAGCUUCCCCACAAGACGAAUAUAUAUGUGGUGGUUGCGAGUUGUGGGAAUUAUAGCUCGUUUUAAAGGAGAAAAUGAUAAAUCCAUUCACUCUGUUUGUUCUUAUUAUCUAAUUUGUAAAAUAUGUCUUUUCAAAUUUGGUAGCAGUUUUAUCUCUUCAACUCUAGUUUAUUGUAUUUAAUUAGUAUAAAUUAUGGAGGAUACAGAUGACAUACUUGAGAGUGUGAAUUUCGAUAGCCUAGGGCAAAUUGAUUGGGACAAUCUGUUCGACGACAAUUCGCCUCUUUUGGUCACCGAAUCAUCAUCUUCGCCGGAGAAUUUCUCAGACUCUUCUCCUGAUUCAGUAUCUUUAUGGAUCGAUCAGGUCGAGAACAUGUUGAUGAAGGACGACGACGUUUUAGCUUCUGCGCAGCCAUCUCAGCAUUUUUCCGAAGGUUUUUUAGCUGACUUACUGGUUGAUUCUCCUGCCGAUGGCUCCGUUGAUCUCUCCACCGACAAGGACUCUAUUGUUUCUCCCGAUAAUGGAUUUGGUGGUGCUUCUGAGACGGAAAAGGAGGGGGAGAAGAUUCUCUCUAAUAAUGAAGCUAAGGUAGAUAACGAUAGUGAAGAUCCCGAUGAUCCUGUCUCUAAGAAAAGGAGAAGGCAGCUGAGAAAUAGGGAUGCAGCUGUUAGAUCAAGAGAAAGGAAGAAGAUAUAUGUGAGGGAUCUGGAAAUCAAGAGUAGGUAUUUGGAAGGGGAAUGCAGGAGACUGGGGCGGUUGCUUCAGUGUUUUGUUGCAGAGAAUCAAGCUCUGCGUCUUGGUUUACAGAAGGGCAAUGCAUUUGGUGUUACCUUGGCCAAGCAGGAGUCUGCUGUGCUCUUGUUGGAAUCCCUGCUGUUGGGUUCCCUGCUUUGGUUCCUGGGCAUCAUGUGCCUAUUCACUCUGUCCGCAAUGUCACAGUUAACUCUGGUGGCAGUUCCACUCGAAAACGUGGGAAAGAAAGUUCCAGAAAGAGGAGCAGGAAGUAAGAUGUUUACUUCCUUGGCGAAUCAAUCGUUUGUAAACAGUAGAAAAUGUAAAGCUUCAAGGACAAGAAUGAAAGCGGAAUCUGUCUUUAUUGGAGUCUUGGUGUGAGACUUUUUUCUUCAUGUCAGAUGCGUCGAUCGGUCUUGUACCAUGAGUUUUGAUGGAAUAUAAAUAAGCAAAUAUGUUGGUGGGCGGAUUUAAUGAGAGGAAGGCAGUAAUAUUGUUACCCAGAAAUCUCUUUUAUUAUUAUUAUUAUUAUUUAAAUGUGUUGUUUGUUCA